CGGUACUGCUGCACGAAGAUGGCGGCCGAACUGGUGGAGGCGAUGAACAUGGUCAAAAGUUUCCGGGUCUCAGACCUGCAGACGCUGUUGGCCUCCAUGGGUCGCAGCAAAAGCGGGCUGAAGCAGGACCUGGUUGGCCGAGCAUUGAGGCUGGUGCAGACAGAGUACAGCCCGGAGCUGCUGAAGAACGUCAGGCAGCUCUAUGAGUCGCGUUUCCCCAGAACAUCUGGUUGGCUGGCGGCGCGGCGUCCAGAGGGGGUCCCAGUUGCAUACUCAUCCCUCAGCUCCUCCCCAACUGCCACCUCUCAGGGGGCAGACUACCUCAACGGCAUUUCUAAACCGAUUACCACACCUGCAGCAGAGGUCAAGCUGGUGCCACUGCCCUUCUACCAAACAUUGGAGACACUGCUUCCACCAACAGAGCUAAUUGCCCAGAAUAGUGAGAAACUGCAAGACAGUCAGUGUAUCUUUGAGUUAACACCAACCCAAGCAGACCAGAUCCGAAAUGCAAGUGAGCUUCGUCCAGGAAUCCGAUCAAUCCAAGUGGUUCUUAGAAUCUGUUACACAGACUCGAUUGGUAUUCAGGAGGACCAGUAUCCUCCCAACAUUGCUGUCAAAGUCAACCAGUCCUACUGUCAUGUGCCGGGAUAUUACCCCUCCAAUAAGCCUGGCGUUGAACCUCGUCGUCCUUGUCGUCCUGUUAACAUCACUCCCUGGUUGCAUCUCUCUAAUGUCACCAACAGAGUCACCGUCACCUGGGGAAACUUCGGCAAGCGGUACUCGGUGGCAGUGUAUUUAGUGAGGGUCUUCACUGCCUCAGACCUCUUCAGCCAACUCAAACUCUGCUCUGUAGAGAGCGCAGAGCGCUGUCGUGAACGCAUUCAAGACAAACUACGUUUUGACCCAGAAAGCGAAAUUGCAACCACAGGCCUCAGAGUUUCUCUCAUCUGUCCACUGGUGAAGAUGCGUCUUGGGGUACCAUGCCGAGUGCUCACUUGUGCCCAUCUUCAGUGUUUCGACGCGGUCUUCUUCCUGCAGAUGAACGAGAAGAAGCCCACAUGGACUUGCCCUGUUUGUGACAAGCCCGCUCCAUUUGAGCUGCUUACCAUUGAUGGGCUGUUAUCUGAGAUUCUGAAAGAGACAAGUGAGGACAUUGAGGAGAUUGAGUACUUAACAGACGGCUCCUGGCGACCUAUCAGCGAUGAAAAGGAGCGGGACAAGGAAAGGGAACGCAGCAACACACCUGAGUACCCUGUCGUUGACAUAUGCAGCCCUGAAGCCAACGGUCAUUCUCCAGCCCACAGCAGCACUAGUCUCACGGGCAAAUCUGGAAGCGGUUCUGUCGGGGGGGCAGGAGUCGCAGGAGGACCUGGUGUGGCACCAGGAGGAGGCGCAGUGGUAGAUCUGACUCUUGACGACUCGUCUGAGGAGGAGGGGGGCGGGGCUGGAGGAGACAGCGAGGACACAGAGGAUAGCGCCGACAGUCCUGCCCCAAAGAGGGGCCGAUACGACUACGACAAGGACCUGGUCACUGCCUACUGACCCCGCGGCUCUGUCCCCUCAUAGACUGACACACACAUAGAGACAGAGAGACAGGGGGCUUAAAACUUGAGGACAGGAACACAGUAAAUCCACUAGAUGCAACAACCCUCCUUUCUGCCCAAACAUCAGAGCCUUUCAGCUGCUCUGGUUUAAAUCCAGACAAUACAAACACACUCAAAUGCACUGCUCACAAAUCUUCAGUCUAGAGUGAUAAGGAUUCCUCUUUGUACUGUACACCACUGGAGGCAACUCUUAACUUUUUUUUGUUUUUGGCCAAUCAUCAUCUUGCAGUGAAUAUCUGUACCGUCCUGCCUCUACUAAAGAAACUGAAUGGAUUGAGCACCCCACCACCACCACCACCACCACCACCACCACACUUGCGCCUCUCUUUCCAGACUAUUCCCUCUCUUCCACCCCACUCUCUUUGUAUAUGACUUGGAAUCACAGGCUCUUUUAGCCGUGGGCGUUCGAUGUUGCGUCUCUGAUUUUUUUGUCACAUUUGUGAUGAACAGUGAAGUUGAGAACGGAGGCUCCUCAGUGGUUUUCAGUAGUGAAUGAGAAGGCAGGGAUAUGUUGGGGCGGGAGGAUAAGGCAAGAGACGUCGGGAGUGAGAUGCAAAUUUAUAAGACUCCUAUUGUGUUCUUUAUUCACAGAAUUACUUCAGAGCUUGAAAGGGUUUUUUCAGGAAUUUAUCCUUUUAAUUAUAAAAGGGCAGAGCACAGUACUGGCCUCAAUGUGUGAUGCUUUCCAUUUUUAUUUUUUCCUUAGAUAAAGAGAACCUACCUCAGUCAUAAAAACUUAGCAGACUGACCAGAGAGUAGCUUUGAAAGAAGUGGGGAACAGAAGAAUUGACGAGUAUUUCUAAAGCCAAUUUUACACUGGAGAUUAUGUUCAUACAUUUUUGUUUCUUUUGUUUUUUUUUUUGUUUUGUUUUGUUUUUUUUUAAUUCCAUUUGUCCGUGCAGCUGCGCUCCCACUGCAGCAACAAAAAAUCUUUGGUUGAAGGAGUGUUGAUUUGAGUUGAACCAGGCCAACUGUUGACGAGAGCGAUGCAAAACCUUGUGGAUCUGUCAAUUCUGUAAAACAUGCAUGCAUAAAGCAUUUACAGUUUAUUUACACAACUGUGACCAGAUUUGUUUGGGUUCAUGUUUCAGAGCUCCCUAUGGACGUAACUCACCAAAUUUACCAUACGGCAGCUGUGCCAAAGCAGAUGUUUUAAGAAUUCUCUGACAAGAAAUGGUUGUGAGGUUUUGGUGCCUUUUUUUGUUUAUUGGUGAAGAUUGGGGUUUGUUGUUUUAAGGUCAGUUGAGCUGACCGCAAGUUGAGACCCCAAUCUGCCAGAAGGUGUUUUAUUCCAUUUAUGAUUUUCUAGAUUUACAAGUCAGAAAUGGACAGAACAGGAUUUAGAAGUGUUGUCAUCCCUUUAUCCCAUGAUACUGUGCCCUCUUUGAAGGUUUCAUAUUUAUUUAUUUGCUACACAUUCUCAAAACAGUUGUUUGUGGUACAUCUACAUAUUUUUUUUUUUUUUUUUUUUUUUUGGGCUGUGUUUCUGCACACACCAUAGCUGUUUAUUGCAGAAAAUCAGGGCACCUCUGCAGCUGGGAUUUGGAUGUAGAGAUAUAAUUGAUCUGGGCUCGUGGCUCUGCUGUUGAUGAACGCUGCUUUUCUCUUCCCAUUGAACGAAUACGCCCUGGGUCAAAGCGCCAUUCCCACUGCUUUGCUGCGGUGGGUUCAACAUGUCUGACACAACCGAACUUAAUGAAGUGUCAGUAAGUGCAACCCCACCAAGUUUAAAGUCAUUGAUUGGAUUAGAAAUAGGCCUGCCUGGAACAAGCAGAGUUGCUUUGCCAAGCUCUGCCUCCUCUCAGUGUAGAUAAGGUCACAUCUAUUUGCUGGAAUAGAAUUUGACUUCAGUUGCUACAUGCUCUAGGCUUAAAACUAAUAUUUGUCUACGCCUGCACUGAUAUUGUCAGUAUAUGAUGUUGCUCCUCCUCUGAUAGGGAUACUAGAUGAGCAGGCUUUAGGUAGGUCAUAAGAAUUUGAUAAGGAAAGUGCUGCUUGAGCUGCGUACACUUUCAUCAAUCCCAAGAUUAUGGCUUGUGUAUUUGAAAGCCCUCAUGCGGUGAAUAUUAAUCGACGAUCCUUGUCCUUUAUUAACAGUUGUCAUCCACCAUUUGCAUAAGAAUAAGAAAAUGUGAAACUAGAAAAGCAGUGGCCCUGCUUCAUUGCGAGACACCUUGGUGGUGAUAACUCGGAGCUCUGCAUAGAGCGGUUCCCUCUGUCAGUAUCUAUUGUUGUGGUUGGAUCAGCACAGGAUCUUUUUUUUUUUUUUUUUUUUUUUUUUGCCUUUCUGAAACGCACAGAGAAAUGACAUUUACACAUUGAUCUGGGGCCUCGCUGUUGCACAUGCAUCUUCUGAUUGGGUUGAUGAAAAAGUAAAUUGAGUCAAAUCUGGUCUUCCAUUUUUUCUCCUUAUUUUGACAGCAUAUAAAAAUCAAUAUACAGAUGAAAACAUUUUGGGAAUCCACACGAAACUGAUGAGACUUUGCCUGUGAUAUGUCAGAGUCUGUCCCCAAAAAGGAUAUUCUUUGUAAGGCACUUUGAAGCAAAAUGUAAAAUAAACUCUAAUUCAUGCCUUGGAGUAGGCAGCCUGUAUUUGUAAGUAACUGCUAUACAUAUGAAAAGGACAUUGUUCAUUUGUUGCUAGGUAUAGAUGUCAUUAUUUGAGUGGAUCUCCUAAACUUGUCAUUGCCUUAUGGUUAAAGGUGAGAGGUGGUGCAGGUUGCUACUGUGGAUCUGAGCCAGAUAUCGUUGCAGGCUGUUUGGAGCUGGAGAAAAAACCGAGGGUCUGGUCUUUUUUGUAGUGGCAUCUCUUCUUCUAAUAAUGCAUAAGGUAGCAUGGGCAGAGGCUUACAAUCCAUGAUGUAAAUGUUUUGUUUGUGUUUUUUUAUAUGUUCAUAUUAAAAGACAAUAAAAUUUAAAUAAUAUUUUAUUAAGCCUUGAAUUGCCUCCAGUUGUUCCUAAAGGCAAAACGGACAAUAAGAAGCUGCUGAGGGCAGCAGCACUGGAAGCUGAUGCCACUGAGAACUGGGAGGACUGCUUAAGGUGUGGAUUGUUAUAUCCUGUACCAAAUGUUCAGAUCUAGGGACACAUUUGAUGCCUGUUGAGGAUAAAACUGUAAAAUUUCAAAUGAUCGUAUUCUAACAGCUGUUAUUGACGUGUGGAUUUAAUUAAAAUCAGUUCUUAAAAA
Mugil cephalus (flathead mullet) is the source of this 4791-nucleotide messenger RNA. RefSeq names its product protein inhibitor of activated STAT, 4a (gene pias4a). Gene Ontology annotation, molecular function: transcription coregulator activity; SUMO ligase activity; zinc ion binding. Gene Ontology annotation, biological process: protein sumoylation; regulation of transcription by RNA polymerase II. The coding region runs from base 19 to 1542 and encodes 507 amino acids. The record is from RefSeq and is a predicted model, not a curated record. The transcript has 11 exons. NCBI's taxonomy places the organism in Eukaryota, Metazoa, Chordata, Actinopteri, Mugiliformes, Mugilidae.